This is a messenger RNA of Syngnathoides biaculeatus (alligator pipefish), 1284 nucleotides long. It is a transcript of the gene rp2, whose product is annotated as RP2 activator of ARL3 GTPase. Gene Ontology annotation, molecular function: GTPase activator activity. Gene Ontology annotation, biological process: post-Golgi vesicle-mediated transport. Gene Ontology annotation, cellular component: periciliary membrane compartment; cilium. The record is from RefSeq and is a predicted model, not a curated record. The transcript has 6 exons. NCBI's taxonomy places the organism in Eukaryota, Metazoa, Chordata, Actinopteri, Syngnathiformes, Syngnathidae. The coding region runs from base 116 to 1237 and encodes 373 amino acids.
ACGGUACUUGGGUGGGUGGGUAAUCGUUGUCAACUAAACGUCACGCAAUCUCGUGACACACGAUACUUACCUGUAAAGUCCCUUAAAACAUACAAAAAACAAGAGGUAUUCAAAAAUGGGGUGCUUCUUCUCGAAAAAAUCCAAGCGAAAGUCGUCGGAAAAGGACGAGCGGACGCCGACCACGACGACGGUGGAAACUACGACGACGAGCAACGCGGUUCCCCUUGGCAACAACACGGACGAGGCGGCACCGAAGCUGUACAGCUGGGACAAGCGAGAAAAGGUGGAUCCCAAAGACUACAUGCUGACGGGCCUCAAAGGCGUGACGGCGGGCCGCCUCCCCGGGAAGCUCAACGGCCAACAGUUUGUCAUCCAGGACUGCCACGACUGCGACAUCUACGUGUUCGACCACGCGGCGGCCGUCACCGUCGACGACUGCGUCAACUGCCGGAUCGUCCUGGGCCCCGUCAAGGGCAGCGUCUUCUUCCGGGACUGCAAAGACAUCCGCUGCGUGGUGGCGUGCCAGCAAUUCCGCACGCGCGACUGUAAAAAGAUGGAGGUGUUCCUGUGCUGCGCCACUCAGCCCAUCAUCGAGUCGUCCACGGGCAUGAAGUUUGGCUGCUUUCAGUACUACUACCCCGAGCUGGCCUUCCACUUCAAGGACGCCGGCCUGAGCAUCUUCAACAACAACUGGAGCAACAUUCACGACUUCACGCCCGUGGCCGGCGAGACCAACUGGAGCCUGCUGCCCGAAAGCGCCGUCGUGCUGGACUCUGUGCCCGCCCCCGGCGCCGACACGGACUUCAAGUCGGUCCGCGUUUGGGCGGACGAGGCUCGCAGCAUCGUGCCUCUGACCAAAGGAGGCCGACGCAAGGACAGCGAAGAGUCCUGCCUGUUUGUGUUCUUCGCCGGAGAGUACACCACGGCGAACGCUCGCAAAAUGAUCGACGAGGCGACCGGCAAAGGCUUCGUGCUGAUCCAGACGAAAGAGGUGUCAAUGCGCCCCGAGGACGUCAAGCGCGUCUUCCAGAACGACGCUGAGGAUCUCGUGGAGUGGAUCGGCAAAGGUCCCGUCAUUGCCCUGGAGCUGAACGGUGACGGCGUGGUGGAAGCCUGCAAGAACUUAGCCGGCGAGGUGUUCAGCGGCACCAAGGUUUUCGUCUCGGACAACAAGAACACAUCUUCUCGCGACGUGGACAACUUCUUCAACUUUGCCGACAUGCAGAUGGGCUUGUGAGGAGUCGGGUCCAUACAUAAUUGGACACUCUUUUGCUUUUUUUUUUU